AUGAUUUCCAGCCUCUAUGGCAGCUCAGUCCUAUUGAUCUGUCAGUGGUACACUGAAAUGUGUCUUUUAUCUCCAUCUCCGUCCCAGGGCAAGGUCCACGUACUGCUGGUCUCCUCCUGGAGGUCCGGCUCAUCCUUCCUGGGCCAGGUUUUCAAUCAGCACCCGUCCGUCUUCUACCUGAUGGAGCCGGCGUGGCACGUGUGGAGGAAGAUGCACAUGCGGGGGGCCCAGGAGCUACGCAUGGCCGUGCGAGACCUUCUACGACAGGUGCUGAAGUGUGACAUGUCCAUCAUGAAGUCGUACAUGGGCCCCCACGCCAAGACCAACCACCUGUUUUUCUGGACCCACAGUCGGGCACUCUGCUCUCCGCCCCUCUGCACCGCCAAGCAGGGGGAGUGUCACAAGAAGUGUGGCGGCAAGCCCUUGUAUUCGGCCGCGGACGCCUGCAGGAAGCACUACUCGCACGUGGUGCUCAAGACGGUCCGCAUCUUCGAGCUGGAGUCGCUGUAUCCGCUGCUGCGCGACCCGACGCUGGACCUGCGCAUCCUGCACCUGGUGAGGGAUCCACGGGCCGUGUGGAGGUCGCGCAGACGCGUCAGAGCCGACCUGUUCAGAGACAGCCGGAUACUACUGCAGCACCAACGCGGCCUGGUGGGAAUCGAGGAGGAUUACAAGGCCAUGGAGACUAUUUGCCGGAGUCACGUGCGGAUCUACCGGACCGUGUUUCCACAAAGUCCGCUCAACGACAACGAUACGCACCUACUACCACCGCUACCGAGCCACACCCGUUACAAGAUGGUGCGCUACGAGGACAUAGCUAACGACCCACUUGGACAGGUGGAGGACAUCUACCGCUUUGUGGGGCUGAACAUGACGAAGGAGCUUCACAGCUGGGUCCACCUCUCCACGCACCGCAGGAGUUCUUCUCGCGGUGCGUUCGGGUCCGACUCGAGGGACAUGAAGUACGUGGCACAGGUGUGGAGGAGCUCGCUGCCUCAUGGGGAGGUGCAGAGGGUGCAGGAGGCCUGCAGGGAGGCCAUGGCCUUGUUAGGGUACCGCGCCGUGGACAGUGACAAAGACCAGAGGCAGCUCGGACAAGACGUGCUGCUGCCUCUUGAACACAAGAACUUGACACUCCCCGAAUCUGAGAAGCAAGAGCAAAUCCUUUGA
Molecule: messenger RNA, 1170 nt
Organism: Engraulis encrasicolus (European anchovy)
Lineage: Eukaryota; Metazoa; Chordata; Actinopteri; Clupeiformes; Engraulidae
Product: carbohydrate sulfotransferase 4-like
Exons: 6
Coding region: 1-1170 (389 amino acids)
Biological process (GO): N-acetylglucosamine metabolic process; sulfur compound metabolic process
Cellular component (GO): trans-Golgi network
Molecular function (GO): N-acetylglucosamine 6-O-sulfotransferase activity
Source: RefSeq, a predicted model, not a curated record